GCGUGAAGCAAGUAAGCAACCCUCUAUUUGCCCCCACACACAAUCUCUCCAACAAAAUCCCCAAAUCAAUUUCACCCAAAACCCAUCAAAAAAUGGCCUCAAUCCCACUCCUCCGCCUCUCCCACCUCCCAAUCACCACCGCAACAACCACCACACACCACCACAAAUACACCCAAAUUCGCCCUCUCUCCCUCCUCUACCACCCACUAAAAUCACCCCCCACCACCAAAACCCCCUUCCAAAUCACCCCCAAAAAACCCAAAACCCUAAAACCCAAUCAAAAACCCAUUUCCAUGUCCGCAACAACCCCAGCAACAGACCGCUUAAUCUCCUCCAUCUCCUACUUCCUCCCCUUCGUCAAUGGCCUCCAUUACGGCCGCUUCCUCUUCGCUCAAUACCCACCACUCUCUCUCCUCUUCGAACCCAUCUUACCCUUUCUCUCUCUCUACAAAUCAAUCCCUUAUGCCAGCUUCGUCUCCUUCUUCGGCCUCUACCUCGGCGUUGUCAGAAACCCUAAAUUCUCGAACUACGUGAGAUUCAACGCAAUGCAGGCCCUUGUUCUUGAUGUUCUCCUCGUUCUUCCUUUGCUUUUGCAGCGGAUUUUCACCCCUGGGAAAGGGCUAGGGUUUAAGAUUAUGGUGAUGGGUCAUAAUUUCUUGUUUGUGUUCAUUGUUUCUUGUUUUGUUUAUGGGGUUGUUUCUUCUGUUUUGGGGAAAACUCCUUAUUUGCCUCUUGUUGCUGAUGCUGCUGGCAGACAAAUGUGAUCAAACAAACCCAGAAAUUAGGGAUUUUGAUCAUUUUUGAGUUUAGAUUAUUAAUUUGAUCACUUUGAUGUAAUAUUUACUUUGUGUUGUAUUUAUUGAAUUGCGGAAUUUUGGUAGAAUGAUCACACAUUUUUAUGUUCA
Spinacia oleracea (spinach) is the source of this 905-nucleotide messenger RNA. Its product is annotated as protein TIC 20-II, chloroplastic. The transcript has a single exon. Bases 93 to 764 code for a protein of 223 amino acids. The record is from RefSeq and is a predicted model, not a curated record. NCBI's taxonomy places the organism in Eukaryota, Viridiplantae, Streptophyta, Magnoliopsida, Caryophyllales, Amaranthaceae.